Molecule: messenger RNA, 2620 nt
Organism: Capsicum annuum
Lineage: Eukaryota; Viridiplantae; Streptophyta; Magnoliopsida; Solanales; Solanaceae
Product: protein transport protein SEC23
Exons: 2
Coding region: 230-2542 (770 amino acids)
Biological process (GO): endoplasmic reticulum to Golgi vesicle-mediated transport; COPII-coated vesicle budding; intracellular protein transport
Cellular component (GO): COPII vesicle coat; endoplasmic reticulum exit site
Molecular function (GO): zinc ion binding; GTPase activator activity
Source: RefSeq, a predicted model, not a curated record
ACCCACUCUUUGCCCUAAAAAUGUGUCACAUCAUUUUAUCACUAUCAAAAGAAACAAAUCUUCCCCCCUUUUUAUUUUUUCAUUUCUCCCAUCGGCGGCCCAUCGGUUUUCUUCCUCCGUCGGCCGCCCCGACCCACGGGAAUCCUCCAAAAAACCCUAAAACCCUUCCUGAUCAUGUAAAUUAAUCCAUUUUUUCCACUAAUCGGAAACCCUAAUCCCCAAAUUAACCAUGGAUUUCGUGGAACUGGAGGCAAUUGAAGGUCUCCGGUGGUCAUGGAAUUCAUGGCCAGUAUCGAAAUCGGAAUCAUCAGCGUUAAUUAUCCCUUUAUCGAUUAUGUGUACACCGUUAAUGAAAUUUAAUGAACUUCCUAUACUUCCUUAUGAUCCUCUUAUAUGUAUUCAAUGUGGAGCUGUGUUGAAUCCUUAUGCUCGUGUCGAUUACCAAUCGAGAAUUUGGAUUUGCCCUUUUUGUUACCGGAAGAAUCCGUUUCCGAAAUCUUAUUUAGGAAUUAAUGAGAAUAAUAUACCUGCCGAGCUUUUUCCGACUUAUAGUACAGUUGAGUAUCAUUUAGGGAAAAAGGGUUUAGCUCAGAAUUCGAAUUCGAGCUCGUUGUUAUCGAAAAUGAAUUCAUUUUCGGGGUUGGAUUGGGCGGGGAAUGGGGUUGGAGGAGGACCGGCGUUUGUGUUUGUUGUGGAUGGUUGUACAUCGAAUGAGGAGUUAAGGGUGGUGAAAAAUGAGCUUCUUCAUGUGAUUGCUCAGUUGCCGGAGAAUGCAUUAGUUGGGUUGGUGGUAUUUGAUUCGAUGGUUAGAGUUUAUGAUCUUGGUUUCGGUGAGUGCUGCCGAGUUGUGAUGUUUCAUGGCGAACGUGAUCUUUCUUCCGAGCAGACCAAGCAACUCCUGGGUAUUCACCACAUGAAGUACCGAGCAGGAAUGGUACAUAUGGCUCCAAAACAGGGAUUCCUGAUUCCACUAUCAGAAGGGGAGUUCAGCAUCACAUCAGCAAUUGAAGAUAUCCAUUCUUCACCGCAGGCUAUGCUAGGGCAUAGACCUUUAAGGGCUACAGGAGUAGCAAUAUCUGUUGCUGUUGGACUACUAGAAGGAUGCUUGGUCUCUGCAGGUUCGCGUAUCAUGAUCUUCACCUCAGGGUCAGCAACAAUCGGCCCAGGGAUGAUUGUAAGCUCUGAUUUUGGCAAUGCCAUUAGGAAUCAGCGAGAUAUUGGUAAUGGUUAUGCACCUUACUACAAAAAGUCCGUUGAAUUCUAUAAGCAGAUAUCGAGAAGAUUGUCUGAUUCAUCCAUUGCUCUUGAUCUCUUUGCUUGUUCAUUGGAUCAAGUUGGAGCAGCUGAGCUUAAAGCUCCAGUUGAAAGUUCAGGGGGGUUCAUGAUGUUAACAGAGUCAUUUGACUCGGACCAGUUCAGAAAGUGUUUGCGUCACAUAUUUAGCCAUGAUGAGGUUGGUAAUUUGAGAAUGUGUCUUGAUGCAACUAUUGAGAUAGUAACGACGAAAGAUGUUAAAAUUUGUGGGGCUCUGGGUUCAUGUGUUUCUCUUCAAAAGAAAAAUGGUUCAGUCAGUGACAGAGAAAUUGGCGAGGGAGGUACCUAUAUGUGGAAAUUGGGAGCGCUUGCUGAUAAAAUGUGUAUUGCCUUCUUUUUUGAAGUAGGGGAUGAACAGAAAGCCCAACCUAGCUCUGCAUUUUUCAUACAGUUCAUAACACAAUAUAGAUAUGGAAGCAUGGGAAUUCGGAAGAGAGUGAUCACUGCUGCAAGAAGGUGGGUUGGGAACCGCUCUCCGGAAAUUGCUGCUGGUUUUGAUCAGGAAGCAGCUGCUUCAGUGAUGGCUAGGCUUGCCAUUCAUAGAGCAGAGAACAAUUUUUCUCAAGAUGUUGUCCGGUGGCUAGAUAAACGUUUGAUACGUUUUGCUUCAAAGUUUGGAGAUUAUGUCCCGGAAGACCCCUCAUCAUUCCGUCUCGCAACUAAUUUAUCCCUUUUCCCACAGUUCAUGUAUUAUCUAAGGAGAUCUCAGUUUAUUGAUGUCUUCAACUGCACACCAGACGAGACUGCUUUUUUCCGGCUGUUGUUGAACCGUGAGGGAGUAGUCGGGUCACUUAUUAUGGUCCAGCCAACUCUUUUUCAGUACUCAUUUGACGGGCCACCUGUCCCCGUUCUCUUAGACAUCUGCUCCGUCUCUCCGGACAUCAUCUUGCUCUUUGACUCCUACUUCUAUGUGGUUAUUCAUUAUGGCUCCAAGAUUGCACAAUGGCGUAAACUUGGCUAUGACAAGGAUCCUAGCCAUGACAGUUUCCGCAAACUGUUGGAAGCUCCCGAGAUUGACGCAGAGCAACUAAUAUCCGAAAGGAUCCCUGUGCCAAAGCUUGUAAAAUGUGACCAGCAUAGUAGUCAGGCUAGAUUUCUACUUGCCAAGUUGAAUCCAUCUGUAACACACAACUCAAAUUACACAGAAGGCACAGAGAUUGUAUUUACUGAAGAACUAAGCCUACAAGUUUUUAUUGAGCACUUGCAAGCUUUAGCAGUGCAGGGUUAAAUUUUUGAGUGUUUUGUAUAGUGUAGUUAUAGAGAAGUGUUGUACAUUAAAACCAAAGUAAAAAUGUUUCUUUGUUAA